AUGUAGACAGCAUCGAUAUUUAAUGGGAAAUAUGUAGUGUAAAAGAAGAUAUCCUCUGGAUCUUUUGGUGUAGUUUUAUUGGGACGUGAUAAAGACAGAAAUAUAGAUGUGGCAAUAAAAAUAGAGAAGGAAGAAAAUGAAGAAGUGCGUUCUUUGGAAAGAGAAGUUUAAGUUUUAGAAAGACUUAAUGGAAUAGAAGGAGUUCCUAAAUUAUAUUGGCAUGGUGAAUAGGAUGAAUAUAAUGUUAUUGUGAUGCAAAUAUUGGGAAAAGAUUUAUCAUAUUAUUUGAAGGGUAAAAAAAGAUUCUCAUUUAAAACAACAAUCUAAUUAGGGAUUUAAAUAGUAAAAGUUUUAGAGAGAAUUCAUAACAAAGGAGUUGUUCAUAGAGAUUUAAAACCAGAAAAUGUGUUAUUCGGAAUUGAUGAUGAAUGUUCUAAAAUUUAUGUGGUUGAUUUUGGAAUUAGUAAAAUAUAUAGAGAUAAGAAUGGAAACAUUCAGUAAAUUAGAAUUAAAUAUAUUAAGUCCAUUUCGUGAUAAUACAUCAUUUAUUGGUACUACUAGAUAUGCUUCGAUAGCAGCACAUAAAGGAUAUGAAUUAAGUAGAAAAGAUGAUAUUGAAUCAUUAAUAUAUGUUCUGUUAUAUUUUAUGAAAGGGUAAAGGAAUUAUGAAUUAUAAAAAGUCUAGGCAGUUACCAUGGCAAAAUAUGCAGAAUGUUAAUGAUGAAGAAAGAACAACGAAAGUUGGAGAAAUGAAAAUGUCUCUAGAUUCUAAAGAAUUAUGUAAAGAUGUACCAAAUGAAUUUGCAAUUAUAUUAGAGUAUUUAUUAUAUUUAAGUAAGAUAUCUAAAGUAAUUGUAAUAUUAAAGUGAGCCAAAUUACAAUUUUGUUUAUUAAUAGUUUGAAAAAGCAGCAGAGAAUUUAGGAAUAUAACUAGAUAAUUCAUUUGAUUGGGAUACGUAAUAGCCAAUGAAAAUCUCUUAAGGUGCUCAUUCUGAAAUAAUGUAAAGAUCUACUACUUUGAAUUAAUAAUUAUAACUUCCAUCAACUGGUGAAAUGAAAAAGUCUCUUGAUAAAUAAGGAAGUAAUCUGAUCAGAUAGUAUAAAUCCAUAUCUAUAUCUGAUUAGAAUGAGUAAUAAUCAAUUUUUAGCACCUCCUUAAUCAAAUUAGUUACAACCUCCUGCUUUAAAAAGAUAAGAUUCUUCAUAGUAACCAAGUAUUGUAUCAGGUAGUGUUAUGUUAAGCACAUAUAAUUCAAUAAAACCAAAAUAUUAAGCUUCUUAAUUGGGUUUAGAUGUUAAAUUUAGUGUUGAUACUCUACCUAAAGAAUUAAGUUAAAGAAGGAGGGAGGUAUCUGAAUUAAAGAAUGAUCAUAAUCCUAAUAAUGAAACUAUUGGAGAAACAUUAGGUUAUAGAGAUUCUAUUUUUGAAGAGAAUUUUGAUGAAAUUCCAUUAUCCAAAAAAUAUGGAAUUUUAUAAUAAUAAGGAGUUAAUAUGUAAAUCAAUUUAUUAUUUAAUUUAGAUAUCGAAAAUAAAUCAAUUCUAGUGCUAGUCCUAAUAGAUAAAAGAAAAAAAAUUGA
Molecule: messenger RNA, 1578 nt
Organism: Paramecium sonneborni
Lineage: Eukaryota; Ciliophora; Oligohymenophorea; Peniculida; Parameciidae
Source: the annotation of a GenBank genome assembly